This is a messenger RNA of Ceratotherium simum simum (southern white rhinoceros), 1828 nucleotides long. RefSeq names its product apolipoprotein A5 (gene APOA5). Lineage: Eukaryota; Metazoa; Chordata; Mammalia; Perissodactyla; Rhinocerotidae. Gene Ontology annotation, molecular function: phospholipid binding; cholesterol transfer activity; phosphatidylcholine-sterol O-acyltransferase activator activity. Gene Ontology annotation, biological process: lipoprotein metabolic process; cholesterol efflux; cholesterol metabolic process. The record is from RefSeq and is a predicted model, not a curated record. Gene Ontology annotation, cellular component: high-density lipoprotein particle; extracellular region; extracellular vesicle.
GGGUCUCAGCAGAGAGCUGGGGUGGGAACUAGGAACUAAGGACAUCCUCUUGGAGCACCUUGGCAGAGUCGCUCCUUCCCCCUCGGGAUCCCUUAGUUUUCCCAGCCAUGAAAUGGGAGGCAGGCAGAUAGGUGAGCGAGGGAGUGGUGGCAGAAGCCCCUAGGAGGCUGCUCCUGGGGUCUGGGGUGGGUGGUGAUGGCAGGAACCUUUACAAAGCAAUGGGAGCUCCACACUCCAUAUUAUGUGAUUGAGGUGAAAAAGGAACACCCCCCAACACACACACACAGUCUGAGGAAGACACCCUUUCCCUCCCAGCCACACUCACCUCUGUCAGUCCUUUUGAGCCCCAACAGCUCUGUGCUCCCUACACCCCAGGGAAGGGUUAACUGAUUUGGGGCAGGUUGCCCCUGGACAAGUCCCCUGGGAGGUGUCCCUUCCUUUGCUUCUUCACCCUAACCAGGCCUCCAUUUGCCUUCCUUCCCAGAGCAGACAAUGGCAAGCACUGUUGCAGUUCCGACCUGGGCUCUGGCCCUCAUCUUAGCGUUUGCAAGCGCCCAGGCACAGAAGGGCUUCUGGGACUACUUCAGCCAGAGCAGCGGGGACAAAGGCAGGGUGGAGCAGAUCCAGCAGCAGAAGCUGGCACGGGAGCCCGCGAGGCUGAAAGACAGCCUUGAGCAAGACCUCAGCAAUAUUGACAAGCUCCUGGAAAAGCUAGGCCCUCUGAGUGGGCAGGGGAAGGUGACUCCCGGGCUCCCACGCGACCCGGCGGGCAUGUGGCAGCGGCUGCAGGAGGAGUUGGAAGAGGUGAGGGCACGCCUGGAGCCCUACAUGGCAGAGGUACACAAGCGCGUGGGCUGGAACCUGGACGGGUUGCGGCGGCAGCUGAAGCCCUAUACCAUGGAGCUGAUGGAGCAGGUGGCCCUGCGCGUACAGCAGCUGCAGGAGCAGCUGCGCGUGGUCGGAGAGGACACCAAGACCCAGCUGCUGGGGGGCGUGGAUGAGGCGGGGGGCCUGCUGCAGGAACUACAGAGCCGCGUGGCGCACCACACCGACCGGGUCAAGGCGCUCUUCCACCCCUACGCCGAGCGCCUGGUGUCCGGCAUCGGGCGCCACGUGCAGGAGCUGCACCGCAGCGUGGCCCCGCACGCCGCCGCCAGCCCGGCGCGCCUCAGCCGCUGCGUGCAGGUGCUCUCGCGCAAGCUCACGCUCAAGGCCAAGGCCCUGCACGCGCACAUCCAGCAGAACCUGGACCGGCUGCGGGCAGAGCUCAGCGCCUUUGCCAGCACCGGCGCUGGCGCGGACAGCGCGAAGGAAGGGGCCGUCCCGGACCCCCAGGUUCUGUCCCAGGAGGUUCUCCAGCGACUCCAGGCUUUCCGCCACGACACCUUCCUGCAGAUCGCCGCCUUCACCCACGCCAUUGACCAGGAGACUGAGGAGGUCCAGCAGCAGCUGGCGCCGCCCCCACCAGGCCACCAUGCCUUCGCCCCAGAGUUCCUCCAAGCUGACAGCGGCAAGGCCCGGAGGGAGCUGCAGGCCCGUCUCGACGACCUGUGGGAAGAUAUCAGCUACAGCAUUCAUGACCAUGGUCUCGGUCAUGGGGGAGAACCCUGAGGGUCUACUUGCCCAGGCCCACUUCCCGGCUCCUUUUCUGGAGAACCCAGGACCUGAGCCCCUAGCAUAGCUCGGUCCUUGACUGUGGCCUGUUGGGCAAAGGGUGGAAGGCCCUGCCCAGGAUAGGAGAGGCCACCGAAGGGGCUGUUGUCCCCAGUAUAUCCAACCUCCUGCGAUUCCCCCAUCCGGAUGCAUUACAUUCACCAGGCUUUGCAAA